AUGACUUCACAACAUCCGCAUCUCCCUCUACCUGACUACUUCUCCAAGUUUGCCAGCAACUACACUUCUGCCAACCCUAUUGGCAAGGACUCGGUCGUGCAUGACACGGCGGCUGGGCCUGGUAUAGGUGCCGCGGCAAUCGUCGCCCGCCUCCCCAGUAGCGACUUGCCAAAAGAGAUGCUGGUCUCAGAUAAUGUCGCUAUGAUGGUGUCGGCCGCACGCGAGUCCCUCAUCGCCUCUCCACUACCCCACGUCGAUUGCAAGGAGCUCGACUCGCAGGACCUGUCGUCGUCGGUACCUGACAACUACUUUACCCAUUCGAUCAACAACUUUAGCAUAUUUACCUUUGUUCGCCCCAUUGGUGCCCUCCGCGAGGUGUACCGCACGCUCCGGCCUGGCGGCCUCGCUGUCGUUACCUGCUGGCGUCGCUUCGCGCCCAUGUUUAUCGUACAUGCCGCCCAGAAGAAGAUUCGCCCGGACCUGCCACUCAUGCCUACCCCAAGUCCAGAGUUCUACAAAGAAGGCGUGCUACAAAAUGUGGCUGAGGAGAGUGGUUUUGCUAAGGAAUACAUAACAAUGGUCGACAAGGUACUAGUUAUUACUGAGGACGAAAAUAUAGCUGGGCUCACCAUGCUCAUGUCGGGUCCUAUGAUGAGUAAGGCGCGGGAGGGGUACACAGAGGAAGAGGAACUUAGAUGGAUUGACUCCGUCAGACAGUCCGUGAAGGAAGAGAUAGAGCAAUUUGGGGGGGUUAGAUUCGAGGCCUAUGUUCUCCUAGCUACCAAGUAG
Molecule: messenger RNA, 789 nt
Organism: Neoarthrinium moseri
Lineage: Eukaryota; Fungi; Ascomycota; Sordariomycetes; Amphisphaeriales; Apiosporaceae
Exons: 2
Coding region: 1-789 (262 amino acids)
Molecular function (GO): S-adenosylmethionine-dependent methyltransferase activity
Source: RefSeq, a predicted model, not a curated record